Molecule: messenger RNA, 1032 nt
Organism: Blastomyces dermatitidis ER-3
Lineage: Eukaryota; Fungi; Ascomycota; Eurotiomycetes; Onygenales; Ajellomycetaceae
Exons: 4
Coding region: 1-1032 (343 amino acids)
Molecular function (GO): methyltransferase activity
Source: RefSeq, a predicted model, not a curated record
AUGGCAAGCGACCCUGAUGAAGCUGUUCUGCACGCGGUGACAGCCAUCGAGCUUAGCGAUGACGAAAACGAGGCAAGUGACGAUGGAUAUGCCUCGGAUAUUGAGCCAACCAUCUCGUCGUCACUCGUUUCAAGUGUUUGCGACUACGUUUUUGAACAUGGGCGCAGGUUCCAUAAGUUUCACGAGGGCGCGUAUCUCUUUCCAAACGACGAGUUGGAGCAGGAGCGGGAAGACAUGAAGCAUUCUAUGAUUGUCAACCUGUGCGGGGGAAAGUUGCAUUACGCGCCUCUUGAGAGUCCACAUAGGAUUAUUGACAUAGGAACCGGGACAGGCGUGUGGGCGAUUGAUAUGGGUGAUCAAUACCCCGGCGCCAGUGUCCUGGGCAUCGAUUUAAGCCCCAUACAACCAGUCUGGGUUCCUCCAAAUGUGAGAUUUAUGGUCGAUGAUGCGGAAUGCCCGUGGCUCCAGCCAGAUAAUCACUUCGAUUUCAUCCAUAUUCGGCAUCUUGCCGCAGCAAUCAAGAAUUUUCCGAAACUCAUUAGAACUGCAUAUAGUAAACUGCGACCAGGAGGAUGGAUUGAAAUUCAAGAACUUUAUUAUCAAGCCCAAUGCGACGAUGACACCAUUCCAGACGACUACGCAUUUGCGCACUGGCUCCGUCUCAUGAGAGAAGGACUUGCCAAAUUCAACGUUGAUCUCCUCUCCCCGAGAAAACACUCAAAUUACAUCCGUGACGCCGGCUUUACGAAUAUCAACGAGCAAACGUUCAAAGUGCCCAUCGGCACUUGGCCGAAAAGCAAACCGCUAAAGAGAAUCGGCUUCUAUCAUCGCUGUCUGAUCAGUGAUGGGUUGCAAGGCGAUAGCAUGAAGCCCUUUACAAAAGCACUUGGCUGGACAUUGGAGGAGGUGGAAGUCUUCAAUGUCGAAGUAAGGAAGUCGGUGGAGGAUUCCUCGAUCCAUUCGUAUCUUCCGUUCCAUGUGGUGUUUGCGCGGAAACCUCCUCCUCCUCUAUUGACGGAUUCAGCGGGUUGA